ACAAAAUAAAGAAUAUGAGUUGAGGGAGAAGAUCCUAGUCCCAGUGGUAGCGCCGGUAAGUUGUAAGAAAUCCAAUGUCGCCAAUAUGGUGGUGGAACUUAAAGUCGACUAGUCUUGAAUCUCCAUGCAGUUUCAGCGGAGUUUCCUGUUAAUUCAUUUAGGAGCAAUGGACCAAGUGAUCAAGUUCUGAAUUAGGGUUUAGGGAGUAACGCAGAAAUUUCCUGUGGAUUCCGUUUUUGAGUGUUGGAUCAAAGCAUGUGCAUUGUGCAGGUGCUUCUCCGACGACAAUCCUACUGCCACCAAUUUCUUAUCCACCUCUUCUUCUGUCUCUGCCAGUCUGCAACCUUUUCUCUCCUCGGAAAAAAUGGCGGGAACCAUGUUAAGUCCAGGACCGCAACCUCUGCCAGCCAUGGCGCGCAGCCAGUCGCUGUGCUUUCAACAAUCCCAAUCUCUCCAGGAAUCACGUUGGAGGUUCAGGUCCUUCCCGUACACAUCAGGGUUAGAUAGUUUGAACACGGAGGAGAACCCCAGCAGGUUGCCUUUGCUCGGAAAAGGUUCCGGUGAUGACAACAGCACCUAUUACAAGGAACACAACCAGACAACGGGAUCAGAUGAUUACAACCCCAGUGAGUCGCCUCAACCUAGUGAUAGCCAACAUGCUUACACUGACUAUGACGAGCGUGGCAAUGUGGCAAUGGGCUCUGAUGAUUCCAACCGCAGUGGGUCACUUUUACCUAGUGUUAGUUCACAUGCUAAUACGAACUAUGGGGAGCAGGGCAAUGUCGCAAAUGUAGAGGGCUCUGAUGAUUCCAACCGCAGUGAGUCGUUUUUACGUAUCGUUAGUCCACAGGCUAACACGGACUUUGGCGAACCAGGCAAUCAAACGACGACAAUGGGCCCUUCUAUUCCAAUCCUUGUGCUUGAUGUUGAUUAUGAAAAUGACUUUAACCACCCACGUCAUGGAACAAGAGUUACCAUAUUACAGUGGAUCUUUAUGCUUUUUGCUCUCAGCCUAGAAAUGUUGUCAUCCUGUUUUGAUCAGUUAUCCUCCCCAAAUAAGUCUCAUUAUGCACUGGUUAGUUUGCUGUUAGCCAUUGCAGCUGUGCUUACUUGCAUCUUGGAGCUCAUUCACAAUGGUAUAAAGGAAGGAGUUGAAUCUACCAACGGCAUGGUUUUCGGUACUUUGCCUGAUAUCUUUGGAUUGGGUCUUUCCGUUCUCCAAUGCCUUUGCUCAGCAGAGCAGUAUUAUUUCCUCCAUAGGCAUAAAAAUAAUCCUAUGAAACUAUCCCCUGUGCCUCUCUUCUUUUUCUGCUGUUUGGUGGUUUUGAAAUUGAAAAUGAACUAGAGCUACACAGUCAUCCGAAAUGCAAACCUGGUGACAGUAGACAAUAUGGCACGCUGAUUGUGUGCCCGUCUAUUUAUUCAUUUGUCACACCAUUUAUAUAUUAGAAGACAAUUGCCAAUGAUUAGAUUUCGAUCUUGCAUAUGAACUUGUAACCAUGGUCUAAAAUAUCCAUAAUAUCCCGAUAUUUCCAUCGAAAUUUCCGUGUUUUUGGACUACCGAUAUUUCCGAUAUCAUCGAUAUUUUAGACCUUGCUUGUAACCACUCGAUGAAUAUAUAUACAUAUAUAUACAUGCCUAAUGUUUUAACUGUU
Molecule: messenger RNA, 1655 nt
Organism: Malus domestica (apple)
Lineage: Eukaryota; Viridiplantae; Streptophyta; Magnoliopsida; Rosales; Rosaceae
Source: RefSeq, a predicted model, not a curated record